UCCGGAGCUAUGGCUGCUGCCGAUCCAGCAGUUGUGUUUGAAGACACAGCCUCUUGCCCUAUCUGCUUGGAUUAUUUUAACGAGCCGGUGACGCUGGACUGCGGGCACAAUUUCUGCCGUGCCUGCAUCUGCCGGUGGUGGGAGGGAGCCACCUCAGCUGUCUCCUGCCCCUUUUGCCUGGAGGUUUUUCCCCAGGGGAACUUCCGAGCCAACAGGCAGCUGGAAGCUCUUGUAAACCUAAUCGUCAAACGGCUGAAGGGCGAGAAUGAACAGGCCAAGCCAGGAGGGGAGAGGGUGUGUGAGAAACACCAGGAGCCUCUGAAACUCUACUGCGAGGAGGAUCAAACCCCCAUCUGCAUUGUGUGUGACAGAGCCAGAGAUCACAGAGCUCACUCGGUGGUCCCCAUAGACGAGGCUGCCCAGGAAUACAAGGAGCAAAUCUGGAGGCAACUGGAUGAUUUGGAGAAGGGGAGAGAAGAGAUUCUGACUCAUAUAGCAUGUGAGGAAGAGCAAAGCCGGGAACUCCUGAGACACGUGGAAAUUGAAAAGGAGAAGGUCGAAGAUCGGUUUGAGCGACUGCACAGGUUUCUACGAGAACAAGAGCGCCUCCUGCUGGCCUGGCUGGACAAGCUGGGGCAAGAGGUCACAGCCAGAAAGGAUGAAACCGUUCUCCGGCUCACCGAGGAGGUUUCCUGUCUCAACACCCUGAUCAGGGAGAUGGAGGAGAAGUGUGAGCAGCCAGCGUGUGAAUUCAUGCAGGAUGUGAGAAGCACUUUGAGCAGAUGUGAGAUGAAGCCGUUCCAGGCUCCGGCCCCUGCCGCUCCUGAACCAAAAUGGAGACUCUGGUUGUUUUCUCAAAGCCUCGCUUUUCUCCAGGAUACCCGGAGGAAGCUGAAAGCGAGUCUGGUGCCUGAACCGAACCCGGGCAGAGUGGAUGUGACUCUGGACCCUGACACGGCAAACCCUUGGCUCGUCGGAUCCGCGGCUGGCCAAGACGUGGAGGUGGGAGAAGAGGCAGUCUGGGGGGUGGGAGUAGCCCAGGAGCCCGUGAAAAGGAAAGGAGUGAACCAGUUUUCACCGGAGCAGAGGAUCUGGGCCAUGCGGAAGUAUUGGGAACAGCACUGGGCGCUCACCUGCCCGGAAACGCCUUUGCACCUGCACGGGAGGCCUAGGAGGAUCCGGGUGUAUCUGGACUACGAAGGGGGGCUGGUGGCGUUUUACGAUGCGGGCAACCAGGCCCCGAUCUUCACUUUCCCCCCCGCCACUUUCGCUGGGGAGACCGUCCGCCCUUUCUUUGAGCUGCUGAGCUCGGCCUCCCAGAUCAGACUGUGCCCCUAA
Molecule: messenger RNA, 1338 nt
Organism: Pelodiscus sinensis (Chinese soft-shelled turtle)
Lineage: Eukaryota; Metazoa; Chordata; Testudines; Trionychidae
Source: RefSeq, a predicted model, not a curated record